GCGGUGCGGCGAGGCUCACACACCAUGAUCACCGCCCCUAGGGACCGUCUUGCGGGCGCGCGGCACUCCCUAGCUCCCUGGUCCGCCUCAGCCCCCUCGGCAGCGCUCGGAGCCGGCUGCAGCACUUGAGCCGGCCCUCGCCGGAGGGUUUGGCGAAGCUCUGGGAGGCGCGCGGAGCGCAGGAGGGCGGAGAGGGUACUCCAGCGCUCGGGGGUCAGGCGGUCGGCCGGGGUCGCCGCUGGAGGGGCGUUUCCGAGGCGUGGAGGAGGAGGAGAUGCUGCUCCUCUUCUCCCCCUCCCCAGGCUCCUUCUUCAGCUCCUUCGGCCCACGCCCGCAGCCGCUUGGCGGGGAGGAGGUGGUGGCUCUCGGCGCCCGAGGCUGCUGCCGGCGGCCCGCCCCGACGCCGCGUCGGCUCAGCCCUUGCCUCGCGCUCCAGUAGCAGGACCAGGUCUCCGGACGAGCGGGUAAUAUGCAUGUGUCACUAGCUGAGGCCCUGGAGGUUCGGGGUGGACCUCUGCAGGAAGAAGAAAUAUGGGCUGUAUUAAAUCAAAGUGCUGAAAGUCUCCAAGAAUUAUUCAGAAAAGUAAGCAUAGCUGAUCCUGCUGCCCUUGGUUUCAUCAUUUCUCCAUGGUCUCUGCUGUUGCUGCCAUCUGGUAGUGUGUCAUUUACAGAUGAAAAUAUUUCCAAUCAGGAUCUUCGUGCAUUCACCGCACCAGAGGUUCUUCAAAAUCAGUCACUAACUUCUCUUUCAGAUAUUGAAAAGAUCCAUAUUUAUUCUCUUGGAAUGACAUUGUAUUGGGGGGCUGAUCACGAAGUACCCCAGAGCCAACCUAUCAAGCUUGGAGAUCAUCUCAACAGCAUCCUGCUUGGAAUGUGUGAAGAUGUUAUUUACGCUCGAGUUUCUGUUCGGACUGUUCUGGAUGCUUGCAGUGCCCAUAUUAGGAAUAGCAAUUGUGCACCUUCAUUUUCCUAUGUGAAGCAGUUGGUAAAACUGGUUCUGGGAAAUCUUUCUGGGACGGAUCAACUUUCCCGUAACAGUGAACAAAAGCCUGAUCGAAGCCAAGCUAUUCGAGACCGAUUGAGAGGGAAAGGAUUACCAACAGGAAGAAGCUCUACUUCUGAUGUACUAGACAUACACAAGUCUCCAUUCUCUCAUCAGACCUUUCUUAACAAAGGGCUUAGUAAAUCUUUGGGAUUCCUGUCCAUCAGAGACACACAAGAUGAGGAAGAUUAUUUCAAGGACAUUUCAUCAGAUAAUAAUUCUGGACACGAAGAUUCUGAAAAUGCCUGCUCCCCUUACCAGUUCAAAACUAGUGGCCCAGAAAAAAAAACUUUCCCUGGUAUUGAUGUGCCUCCCAAGAAGAAGAUUUGGGCUUCAUCCAUGGACUUGCUUUGCACAGCUGACAGAGACUUCUCUGGGGAAACUGGUGGAUUCCAGCAAUAUCUCCCUGAGGCAGUAACGGUGCGGACUUCAACUACUCCUAGAAAAAAGGAAGCAAGAUACUCAGAUGGAAGCAUAGCCUUGGAUAUCUUUGGCCCUCAGAAAGUGGAUCCAGCAUUUCACAUGCGAGAUUUGCCCACUUCCUCAGCAAUAUCAAGUGCUUUAGACCGAAUUCGAGAAAGACAAAAGAAACUUCAGGUUCUGAGAGAAGCCAUGAAUGUAGAAGAACCAAUUCGAAGAUAUAAAACUUACCACAGUGAUAUCUUUAGUACCUCCAGUGAAAGUCCAUCAAUCAUUUCCUCUGAAUCAGAUUUCCGACAAGUACGAAAAAGUGAAGCUUCCAAGAGGUUUGAAUCUAACAAUGGUCUCCCAGGGGUAGGUGAAAACCCAAGUCAAGGCCAGUCACAGAGACCAAGUAGACAAUAUGAAACACCCCUUGAAGGCAAUGUAGUUAAUCAAGAGAUUAUGCUAAAACGGCAAGAAGAAGAAAUGAUGCAGCUGCAAGCCAGAAUGGCCCUUAGACAGUCUCGGCUGAGCCUGUAUCCGGGAGACACAAUCAAAGCCUCUAUGCUUGACAUCAGCAGGGAUCCCUUAAGAGAAAUGGCCCUUGAAACAGCCAUGACCCAAAGAAAACUGAGGAAUUUCUUUGGCCCUGAGUUUGUGAAGAUGACGAUUGAGCCAUUUAUAUCUUUGGAUUUGCCACGGUCUAUCCUUGCCAAGAAAGGGAAGAAUGAAGAUAACCGAAGAAAAGUAAACAUAAUGCUUCUGAGUGGGCAGAGACUGGAACUGAUUUGUGAUACCAAAACUAUAUGUAAAGAUGUGUUUGAUAUGAUUGUGGCCCACAUCGGCUUAGUGGAACAUCAUUUGUUUGCUUUAGCUACCCUCAAAGAUAAUGAAUAUUUCUUUGUUGAUCCUGAUUUAAAAUUAACCAAAGUGGCCCCAGAGGGAUGGAAAGAAGAACCAAAGAAAAAGAGCAAAGCCGCUAUUAAUUUUACUUUGUUUUUCCGAAUUAAAUUUUUCAUGGAUGAUGUUAGUCUAAUACAACAUACCCUGACCUGUCAUCAGUAUUAUCUUCAGCUGCGAAAGGAUAUCUUGGAGGAGAGGAUGCAUUGUGAUGAUGAGACUUCUUUAUUACUGGCAUCCUUGGCUCUCCAGGCUGAAUAUGGAGAUUAUCAACCAGAGGUUCAUGGUGUGUCUUAUUUUAGACUGGAGCAUUAUUUGCCUCCCAGAGUGAUGGAGAAACUUGAUUUAUCCUAUGUUAAAGAAGAGUUACCAAAAUUGCAUAAUACCUACGUGGGAGCUUCUGAAAAAGAGACAGAGUUAGAAUUUUUAAAGGUCUGCCAAAGACUGACAGAAUAUGGAGUUCAUUUUCAUCGAGUGCACCCUGAGAAAAAGUCACAAACUGGAAUAUUGCUUGGAGUCUGUUCUAAAGGUGUCCUUGUGUUUGAGGUUCACAAUGGAGUUCGCACACUGGUCCUUCGCUUUCCAUGGAGGGAAACCAAGAAGAUUUCUUUUUCCAAAAAGAAAAUCACAUUGCAAAACACAUCAGAUGGCAUAAAACAUGCCUUCCAGACAGACAGCAGUAAGGUGUGCCAGUACCUGCUGCACCUCUGCUCUUCCCAGCAUAAGUUCCAGCUGCAGAUGCGAGCAAGACAGAGCAACCAGGACGCCCAGGAUAUUGAGAGAGCUUCGUUUAGGAGCCUGAAUCUCCAAGCAGAGUCCGUUAGAGGAUUUAAUAUGGGACGAGCAAUCAGCACUGGCAGUCUGGCCAGCAGCACCCUGAACAAACUUGCCGUUCGACCUCUGUCAGUUCAAGCUGAGAUUCUGAAGAGGCUCUCCUGCUCAGAGCUGUCGCUUUACCAGCCAUUGCAAAACAGUGCAAAAGAGAAGAGUGACAAAGCUUCAUGGGAGGAAAAGCCUAGAGGGAUGAGUAAAUCAUACCAUGAUCUCAGUCAGGCCUCUCUCUACCCUCAUCGGAAAAAUGUCAUUGUUAACAUGGAAUCCCCACCACAAAGCAUUGCGGAGUUGGUAGGAAAACCAUUACACCAGAUGGCAAGAUCUGAUACAGAAUCUUUGGCAGGAUUCACAAAACUUAAUAAUUCAAAGUCUGUUGCAAGUUUAAAUAGAAGUCCUGAAAGGAGGAAACAGGAAUCAGACUCCUCAUCCUUUGAAGACCCUGGUCAAGCAUAUGUUAUAGGAAUGACUUUGCAUAGUUCUGGAAAUUCUUCAUCCCAAGUACCCUUAAAAGAAAAUGAUGUGCUACACAAAAGAUGGAGCAUAGUAUCUUCACCAGAAAGGGAGAUCACCUUGGUGAACCUGAAAAAAGAUGCAAAGUAUGGCUUAGGAUUUCAAAUUAUUGGUGGGGAGAAGAUGGGAAGACUGGAUCUAGGUGUAUUUAUUAGUUCAAUCACCCCUGGGGGACCAGCUGACUUGGAUGGAUGCUUAAAGCCAGGAGACCGUUUGAUAUCUGUGAAUAGUGUUAGUCUCGAGGGGGUCAGCCACCAUGCUGCAAUUGAAAUUUUGCAAAAUGCACCUGAAGACGUGACACUUGUUAUCUCUCAGCCAAAAGAGAAGAUACCCAAAGGGCCUUCUACUCCUGUGCACAUUGCCAAUGGCAUGAAAAACUACAUGAAGAAAGCUUCCUUCCUUCAAGACAGUGCUAUAGAUUCUUCUGUAGAUCACUGCUGGCCACAUGGUACCGCAAGGCACAUCUCAGAGAGCUCCUUUGGGCUGUCUGGGGGCCUGCGGGAAGGAAGCCUGAGUUCUCAGGAUUCCAGGACUGAAAGCGCCAGCUUGUCCCAGAGCCAGGUCAAUGGUUUCUUUGCCAGCCCUGUAGGUGACCGAACCUGGCGGGAAUCACAGCACAGCAGCCCUUCCCCUUCCGUGAUAUCCAAGACCACUGAGAAGAAGAGGACUUCUACUGACAGUAAUCGAAGCAAAACUAAAAAAACAGGCACUUCUGAUGCAACAGAUUACUCUGACCGUGGAGAUUCAGACAUGGAUGAAGCUACUUAUUCCAGCAGUCAGGAUCAUCAUACACCAAAAAAGGAAUCUUCCUCCUCAAUGAAUACAUCCAACAAAAUGAAUUUUAAAACUUUUCCUUCAUCACCUCCUAAACCUGGAGAUAUCUUUGAGGUUGAACUGGCUAAAAAUGAUAACAGCUUGGGGAUAAGUGUCACGGUACUGUUUGACAAGGGAGGUGUGAAUACCAGUGUCCGACAUGGUGGCAUUUAUGUGAAAGCCGUUAUUCCCAAGGGAGCAGCUGAGUCCGAUGGUAGAAUUCACAAAGGUGAUCGUGUCCUUGCUGUCAACGGAGUUAGUCUGGAAGGAGCUACCCAUAAGCAAGCUGUGGAAACACUGAGAAAUACAGGACAGGUGGUUCAUCUGUUACUAGAAAAGGGGCAGUCUCCAGCAUCCAAAGAACAUGUCCCCAUGACCCCACAGUGCACCCUUCCAGAUCCAGAUGCCCAAGGUCAAGCCCCAGAAAAAAUGAAGAAAAUGACUCAUGUCAAAGACUACAGCUUUGUCACUGAAGAGAAUACGUUUGAGGUAAAAUUGUUUAAAAAUAGCUCAGGUCUAGGAUUCAGUUUUUCUCGAGACGACAGUCUGAUUCCUGAACAAAUGAAUGCCAGCAUCGUAAGGGUUAAAAAGCUCUUUCCUGGACAGCCAGCAGCAGAAAGUGGAAAAAUUGAUGUGGGAGAUGUUAUCUUGAAAGUGAAUGGAGCCUCCUUGAAAGGACUAUCUCAGCAGGAAGUCAUAUCUGCUCUCAGGGGAACAUCUCCAGAAGUAUCCUUGCUGCUCUGUAGACCUUCACCUGGUAUGCUACCGGAAAUUGACCCUGCUCUUUUGACCCCACUGCACUCUCCAGCACAAGUACUUCCAAACAACACCAAAGACUCCUCUCAACCAGCAUGUGUGGAGCAAGGCACCAGCUCAGAUGAAAAUGAAAUGUAUGACAAAAGCAAGAAACAAUGCACAUCCCCAUCCAGGAGAGACAGUUACAGUGACAGUAGUGGGAGUGGAGAAGACUUGGUGAAAGCUCCAGCAAAGAUACCAAAGAGGAGCUGGAGUUCAUCUUUGCAUCAGACUCUAAACAAUAUGGGAUCACAGGCACAAAGUCAACAUGAAACAUCUAAGAGUAAAGAAGAUGCCAUUUGUACCAUGUUUUACUAUCCUCAGAAAAUACCCAGUAAAGCAGAACUUGAGGACAGCAAUCCUCCUUCCCCUCUACCACCGGAUAUGACUCUUGGAGAAUCUGCUUCCACUAAUUCAAUGGAUAAAUAUCAUACAUAUCACAUUUCUGAACCAACUAGACAAGAAAGCUUGACAUCUUUGAAAAAUGACUUGGAAAACCACCUUGAAGACUUUGAGCUGGAAGUAGAACUCCUCAUUACCCUAAUUAAAUCAGAAAAAGGAAGCCUGGGUUUUACAGUAACCAAAGGCAGUCAGAGUAUUGGUUGUUAUGUUCAUGAUGUCAUUCAGGAUCCAGCCAAAAGUGAUGGAAGGCUAAGACCUGGGGACCGGCUCAUAAAGGUUAAUGAUACAGAUGUUACAAACAUGACUCACACAGAUGCAGUGAAUCUGCUCCGAGCUGCACCCAAGACAGUCAGAUUAGUUCUAGGACGAAUUCUAGAAUUACCCAGGAUGCCAGUGCUGCCUCAUUUGCUACCUGACAUUACAUUAACAUGCCACAAGGAGGAGUUGGGUUUUUCCUUAUCUGGAGGUCAUGACAGCCUUCAUCAAGUGCUAUAUAUUAGUGAUAUCAAUCCGAGGUCAGAUGCAGCCAUUGAGGGUAAUCUCCAGCUAUUAGACAUCAUCCACUAUGUGAACGGAGUCAGCACACAAGGAAUGACCUUGGAAGAAGCUAAGAGAGCAUUAGACAUGUCACUUCCUUCGGUGGUGCUGAAAGCAACAAGAGAUGGCCAUCCAGUGGUCCCAAGUUCUAAGAGGUCUGCUGUCUCAACUCCACAGUCAACCAAAGCCAAUGGUCAUCACCCUGUGGAGCCUUGCCACAAGCCUGCCCUCACUCCUAGUAAUUCAUUCUCCAAGGUUAAUGGGGAAGAAAUAAUUGAAGUUUUGUACCCUGAAGGAAAAUGUUCUACUUAUCAGAUGAAGGGAUCAGCAAAUUUGAUUCUCUCCAAAGAAUCUAAUGUACAAGAAGAUGAUAUCUAUGAUGAUCCUCAAGAAGCUGAAGUUAUUCAGUCUCUGCUGGAUGUUGUGGAUGAGGAAGCCCAGAAUCUUUUAAACCAAAAUAAUGCAGCAGGAGAUGCCUGUAUUUCAGGUUCAUUGAAAACCAAUGGGCAGUUAUCUGAAGGGAGAGCAGAAGAUAAAGACUGUGAUGGUUCACCAUUACCUGAAGAUUUUACAGAGUCUGUCAAAAUGAAUGGCUGUGAAGAAUAUUGUGAAGAAAAAGUAAAAAGUGAAAGGGACAAAACUGAAGAAAAUAUUACCACUGUGUUUUGUUGUCAUAGCUUGAUUCAAAAGUCACAAGAAAGGAAGCCUGAUGAUGAUGAUGAGAUAACAUGGGGAAGUGAUGAAUUGCCAAUAGAAACAACAAACCAUGAAGAUUCUGAUAAAGAUCAUCCCUUUCUGACAAAUGAGGAGCUUGCUGCACUCCCCAUCAUCAAAGUGCUUCCCUCUGGUAAAUACACUGGCACCAAGUUGAAAUCAGUCAUUCGAACAUUGCGAGGUUUAUUAGAUCAAGGAAUUCCUUCUAAGGAGCUGGAGAAUCUUCAAGAAUUAAAACCUUUGGAUCAGUGUCUAAUUGGACAAACUAAGGAAAACAGAAGAAAGAACCGAUAUAAAAAUAUACUUCCCUAUGAUGCUACAAGAGUGCCUCUUGGAGAUCAAGGUGGCUAUAUCAACGCCAGCUUCAUUAAGAUACCUGUGGGAAAAGAAGAGUUCAUUUACAUUGCCUGCCAAGGACCUCUCCCUACAACUGUUGGAGAUUUCUGGCAGAUGAUUUGGGAACAAAAAUCCACAGUGAUAGCCAUGAUGACCCAAGAAGUGGAAGGGGAAAAAAUCAAAUGCCAGCGCUAUUGGCCUAAUGUCCUAGGCCAAACAACAAUGGUCAGUGACAGGCUUCGGCUGGCUCUCGUGAGAAUGCAGCAGCUAAAGGGCUUUGUAGUAAGGGCAAUGGCCCUAGAAGAGAUUCAGACAGGAGAGAUACGACAUAUUUCUCAUCUGAAUUUCACUGCCUGGCCAGACCACGAUACACCUUCUCAGCCAGACGACUUGCUCACUUUUAUCUCUUACAUGAGACACAUUCAUAGAUCCGGCCCAAUCAUCACCCACUGCAGCGCUGGCAUUGGACGUUCAGGGACCCUGAUAUGUAUAGAUGUGGUCUUAGGAUUAAUCAGUCAAGAUCUUGAAUUUGACAUCUCUGACUUAGUACGCUGCAUGAGACUACAAAGACAUGGAAUGGUUCAGACAGAGGAUCAAUAUAUUUUCUGCUAUAAAGUCAUCCUUUAUGUGCUGACACGUCUUCAGGCUGAGGAAGAGCAAAAAGAACAGCCACAGCUUCUGAAAUAACAUGAAAAGAACGGCCUCCUGGAUGCUUUUUCAUCUUGCUCCCAGCCUCCAGCAGGUGUUCCUGUUCUCUGCUUAAAAUAAAGAUCACAGGGCAGCAAGUCCAUACAAUAUUAUUAUGCUUAUUCUCCUCUACCUUAGAGGGGCAUUCUUCACAACAAUAAAUAAUGUUGAAAUGCUGUAUUUUUACAGCUACUUUAACCUGUGAUAAUAAUUUAAAAAUUUUUAACACUAACUGAACAGUGCAGAUCUUAGGGAUGAUUAAGGCAGCCUUUGAUUAUAGUUGAUGUUACAAUGACAUGCCGAGUCUAUUUUUAAUGUACCAAUCUUGUUUAUAGCAAAAUUCUUUCCCAGUAUUUUAAUAGAGUUAUUUUAUAGGGGAUACUUGAAACCAGUAUUUAAGCUUUAAAUGACAGCAUAGAAAAGAAGUAGUAAAUGUUUACUGUAUCAGUUUCUAAUGUUUACUAUAUAGAAUUUCCUGUAAUAUAUUUAUAUACUUUUUCAUGAAAAUGGAGUUAUCAGAUACAUUUGUAACUGCAUUAUGUUUGUUAUGCAUCAUCUCACUUUGUAAAUAAAAAUACAUCUUAAAAAUACGAACAAGCCAAAGUGUGUGCAAAUUAAACAUUUUCAGCUGUGUGUUCUUUCUAUUUUUUUUAAGUAGGCUCCACCCCCAGUGUGGAGCCCAACUCAGGGCUUGAACUCACAACCCUGAGAUCAAUACCUGAGCUGAGCCCAAGAGUCGGACGCUUAACUGACUCAGCCACCCAGAUGCCCCUUCAGUGUGUUUUUUUUAUUUUAUUUUUUAUUUAAAUUCAAUUUAGUUAACAUAUGCUGUAUUAUUAGUUUCAGGGGUAGAACUUAGUGAUUCAUCAGUUGCAUAUAACACCCAGUGCUCAUUCCAUCAAGUGCCCUCCUUAAUGCCCGUCACCCAGUUACCCCACCCCCACCGCCCCUCAGUGUGUUACUUCUUAACAACACCCAGGCCCCUGGGGAAGCAAGAACUUUUGGACCCCGACUUCCCAUCUCCCCACUUGGUCCUAGUCGUGCCAGCCACAGGGCCCAAGAGUGUUGUUAGAAACCCUGGUAAACCGGGCGCCUGGGUGGCUCAGUAGUUAAGUGUCUGCCUUCAGCUCAGGUCAUGAUCCCAGGGUUCUGGGAUCGAGCCCCCCAUCGGGCUCCCUGCUCAGCGGGAGGCCUGCUUCUCCCUCUCCCACUCCCCCUGCUUGUGUUCUCUCUCUCGCUCUCUCUCUCUCUGUCAAAUAAAUAAAUAAAAUCUUUAAAAAAAAAAAGAAGAAAGAAAGAAACCCUGGUAAACCUUCAGGGUCUGACAUGAGGGUCCUGUACUGACCAACAGUAGCUAAGACAUUCAGUCUCCCUGCCUUCUGCCUCCGUGUGAGUACUGUGCCUGAUACAUAAAUCAGAAUACUUUCAAGUUCUAAUUGUAGUAAAGCUCAGAAUAUCUAACUGACAAGAGGUAAUCGAAAGAAAACACCACCACAUUUCCUGGCAGCUUAUAUUUGGUUCUGCCUGAAGGGAAAGAGAUCUGCCUCAAAGAGCCCGCAUCUGAGUCUCCGCCUCAGUCCUAAUUCCGCCAGCGGUUUCCCACUCCGCCACGAGUGAUGCCACGGCAAAACCCGGAAGGCUGCUUCAUUCGUCCUCAGGGGACUAACCACUCGGAACUGGUACAUUUGAAUCUCUGAUCUUACCCGAGUGCAACGACUUGCGGGACCCCAAUCCUGAGUAUCAGGCGCUGUUUGAGAGGGACGUCAGUAAAUGCACAGAGCCCCACAACCGUACAUUUGACUCCCCACCUGGUCCAAAGUAGCUUCAAAUCUGGCAAGAGAAGCAUCACCACCACCGCUCCUACUUCAAUCAGAACCGUUUUUAUAGAUUGCAUUGUAGCUGAACAUUUCAUUUGAAAAAAGGUCUCUUUUGCUUUAAAGGAUAUUUGGAAACGUCUGUUCUGAGCGUGUUGGAAUCCUGAGUCCUUGUUUUCCUGUCAUAAGCACAGGAAACCAGGCCAGCGGGGCGCUGGGAGCCAGUGUGCAGCUGGAGGUGAUUAGCUCUCAUCUGCAGUCAACAACAGGGAUGGGAGAGGGGAAAGCUGAAGGAGGAUCCUUUUUCUGGAAAGAAUGUAGCUAGGAAAUGGAAACUGUGGCAAGAAAAUGUGGUUUCAGUUUACGACCCCUGAAUGGAAACUUCAUUAUAGCAAACAUGUUACCACCCUCAUCUGGGACCUGGCUCCACUACCAUGGAAUGGAAUGAGACAUUGGCUAGGGCCACUCUGGUUAGAAAGUGCAUGGCACUUGCAUGGUAAGGCAGGCCACUGAGCCAGAGUGACACAUGGAGGUACUCAAAUGUCAAAUGAAUGGAUAAAUACAACAUGGUUCUUAACACACAUUAUAAGUACUAUAAAAUAUACACCAGAAGAUGUAACAGCUAAAAACAUAAUAGAAGCUCGUGUACCUAACAGUCCUGGCCAGGUGAACAGCUCGGCAAGAUAGCUCUCUUUCCAAUUUUCAGGAACCCAGGCUGAUGGAGGUUCUAUAAUCAACACACAAUUUCCAACGUCAUCCUGGGAAUUGUCUCUAUUCCCCCAGCCAGAAAGGGGAAAGAGCAUAGAGGACCACCUGUGGGGGAUUUUAUGAGCUGGGCAGGCAUAGAAGCAAAGCACAUCAUUGUCACUCAUUCCAUCAGCAAGAACUGGCCAAACGGUGCCCCUGAGUGCAAGGAAGCUGGGAAACGAGUUGGCCAAAACAGCUGUUUGCCCGUGACAACUCUGUGCUACAGAAGGGGAAGCAUAAAUCAUGAUGGACUCUAUUUCUAAAACUGAAGUGGUGUGUUGUAAAAGAAUGGCUUUUUUUUUUU
Mirounga angustirostris (Northern elephant seal) is the source of this 10837-nucleotide messenger RNA. It is a transcript of the gene PTPN13, whose product is annotated as protein tyrosine phosphatase non-receptor type 13. The record is from RefSeq and is a predicted model, not a curated record. The transcript is spliced from 48 exons. Gene Ontology annotation, molecular function: protein tyrosine phosphatase activity; phosphatidylinositol 3-kinase regulatory subunit binding. The coding region runs from base 470 to 7972 and encodes 2500 amino acids. Lineage: Eukaryota; Metazoa; Chordata; Mammalia; Carnivora; Phocidae. Gene Ontology annotation, biological process: peptidyl-tyrosine dephosphorylation. Gene Ontology annotation, cellular component: nucleus; cytoplasm; cytoskeleton.